Molecule: messenger RNA, 1127 nt
Organism: Sesamum indicum (sesame)
Lineage: Eukaryota; Viridiplantae; Streptophyta; Magnoliopsida; Lamiales; Pedaliaceae
Product: nuclear transcription factor Y subunit C-3
Biological process (GO): regulation of DNA-templated transcription
Cellular component (GO): nucleus
Molecular function (GO): transcription cis-regulatory region binding; protein heterodimerization activity
Source: RefSeq, a predicted model, not a curated record
GUCCUACCUGUAUGCUGACGGUAGACAGGUCGAAAUUUAUGAAAAAAUGACGUAAAAUCUAUGUAAAGAUUAUGACAGACUUAAUGACAUGAACAACAGUAGCGAGAAAACCAUCAUGGACUUCAAUCAAUCAAUGGAAUUCUCGUCUACUUCCAAUCCACCUCUGCAAAUGCAUAAUUUUAUGCCGAUGCCAACACCUACACCGCAUGGUAGCCAUCAGGUGGAAGAGGUCGUGAAUUCAUGUUUUAUCAAUCAAUUGAAGCAAAACAUACAAGGGUUUUGGAGAGAACGAUUGGCUGAAAUAUGUGAUGCUCCGACUGACGUUCGUGCCCAACACACGCUGCCAUUGGCUCGUAUCAAGAAAGUAAUGAAAUCCGACGAACAAGUUAAGAUGAUAAGUGCUGAUACACCAGUGGUGUUUGCUAAAGCUUGUGAAAUGUUCAUCAUGGAACUAACGCUACGCGCAUGGAUGCACACACAAGAAAAUAAGCGCAGAACUCUGCAACGCAACGAUGUUGCUAAUGCGAUCCGGGAUGAGGAUCUCUUAUCCUUCCUCAAGGACAUCGUCCCGAUGGAAAUUCAGCAGGAGGAUCCACUUUCACUGGCAAACCAUCUUGGAGUGUACGUUCCUCAGCCAUACCCCGGCAUGCCUAUUAAUCCCGUCUAUCCUAUGAAUGCGCAAAACAUAUAUCGAGCGGUACCAACGGUGGGUCGUCCUGUAGCAAUUGAUCAUCCCUUGGGCUUUGCAAUGAAUCUGCAGCAUAACAUAAAUCCUGCUUUCUUCAUAAGAAAUCAAGAAAUGCAGCAGGGCACUACUACACCAGCACCAGCACCAGCACCACCACCGCCACCACCUGCAACUGGAGCUAAUCCUUUCCAUGAUUUCAAGCAUUUUAUGCAGUGAAAGAGGAGAGAUGCAGUGAAAGGAAUAGUAGAAGAGAUCAUGAUGCUGAUUCUAUCAGUCUAUCUUCCUCUCUCUACAUAUACAUAUAUAUUAUGAAGUGUUUUAUUAUGUUGUUCCCUUUAUUGUUGGGAUAAUGGAUUAAGAGUGUAGUGAGGAAAAAGUACUUAAUUUGCUAUAGUUUUUAGUGUGUGGUUUGUCGUCUUCAUCAACAAUUACUGCAAUG